AUGGAUGAUAUUGUGGGGUUUGGAUUUCGUCCUACUGAUGAGGAGCUCGUCGGUUACUACCUCCCUAACAAAAUCAUUGGAAAUGACUGCCUCGUACAAGACUACAUCAACGAGGUCAACAUCUCUGACUUCGAUCCUUGGAACUUGCGCUUUCAAUCGAAGGUGAAAUCGAGAGACCUUGUGUGGUACUUCUUUUCUCGUAGGGGUUCGAACGGGGACAGACAGAACAGGAGAACGAGUUCUGGAUUCUGGAAGAUUACCGGGGAUCCUGUAGAAGUUAAAGAUCAGUGGGGAACUUGGUGUGGAGUUAAAGGUAAGAUUGGUUACAAAAGGGUUUUGGUGUUCCGCAUGGGAAGAAGCUCGAGCUCUCAGAGCACUAAAUCUGAUUGGGUUAUGCACGAGUAUCAUUACACUCUCUUACCAGAAGAUCAGAGGACAUACGUCAUAUGCAGAUUGGAAUAUAAGGGUCAUGACAUGAACAUUCUGUCUGCUAACCCAACAGAUCCCAUGCCAACUUUUGUCACCAAUGCCACUACAUCAGGUUCUGUGGUCAGUCAAUCAGGUCAAGGAAACUCAGCAUCUUUCAACACUUUCUCUGACUAUGAUGUAGCAAAUCAUGGGCAGUGGUUUAAUGACGACUUUAACUUGCAUCAACCAGUGGUCUCAUAUGAUGAUGAUACACAUAGAAUUUGGGAUUAUGUCGUUGAAGAGAAUUUCAGCCAUUACCGGCCCAAGAAACCUGUCACAGGUGUUUUUGUUGAUGAUAGCAGUGAUGCUGAUAACACUGACACUGAAUCUACUACAGGUAAUUAUGUUAAGCAGUAAAGCAAAUGCGAAUAAAAACAAAUGGAUGGAGGGGAAAUCAAUAGUUAGCAUAGGGCUAGUUAACAAGUUUGUAAUGUUAACUGAGG
This is a messenger RNA of Eruca vesicaria subsp. sativa (arugula), 911 nucleotides long. The record is from the annotation of a GenBank genome assembly. Lineage: Eukaryota; Viridiplantae; Streptophyta; Magnoliopsida; Brassicales; Brassicaceae.